Zophobas morio is the source of this 2111-nucleotide messenger RNA. Its product is annotated as kelch-like protein 26. NCBI's taxonomy places the organism in Eukaryota, Metazoa, Arthropoda, Insecta, Coleoptera, Tenebrionidae. The coding region runs from base 193 to 2034 and encodes 613 amino acids. The transcript is spliced from 3 exons. Gene Ontology annotation, molecular function: protein binding. The record is from RefSeq and is a predicted model, not a curated record.
UUGCAUCAACACCAUUACAAUCAAUCCGUUCAUUUCAUCUCUCCCAGCCCGAAUCGCGAAAACUCGAAUGCGGUGGAAAGAUGCUAGAUUUCUUUUCCACAAGAAAAAUGUGAGUGUCCCAUCAAAAAUGUGAAAAGUAAACAGUGAAAUCUAAUCGGCAAUAUUGUGAUACGGUAUGCUAAACGAGCCACAAUGACACGAACAAAAGAAAAACUCCUCCAUGAUAAACCGAUCAACACGUAUUACCACCACAAAUCCCACCAGACGACGCUGCUCAAAGGCUUGAACACCCUUUGGGAGAAAGGCGAGCUUCUGGACGUCACUCUGAUCAUAGAAGGCCAGGUUUUUAAGGCACACAAAGUCGUUUUAUCCGCCUGUAGUGAUUAUUUUCGUGCCAUGUUCACAAACAACAUGUUGGAGUCGCGACAAGACGAGAUUUGUUUGAAUGGGAUCACCGCUGCUGGGUUCCACCAGCUGCUAGAUUACGCUUACACGUCUAGAAUUAUGCUAAAUUUGGGGAAUAUACAGGAUGUGUUGGAGGCGGCGUCGCACGUCCAGAUGGAACCCGUAAUCCAAGCGUGCUCCAAGUACUUAUUGUCGCAGAUAGACAUCGAUAAUUGUAUCGAUAUAGCGACUAUCGCUGAAACUUACUCGUUGGAGAAGUUGCGCUUGAUGGUGUAUAGGUUCAUGAGUGAGCAUUUGUUGGAGUUUUCAAACUCCAAGGAGUUUUAUAGACUGAGUCCGCAACAACUGGAGAAUCUUUUGGCUUUGGAUUUUCCAGUGGAUUGUUCGGAAGCGGACGUGCUGCGGAUCGUCCUCGCCUGGUUCUUCCACGUAGACAACUCCAAGCGCGACCUCCGCGUGUCCUACGCCAUGCGCAUCAUCCACUACGUCCAUUUCCAGGAGAUCUCCCGCCGCAAACUCGAGAGCAUCGUCAGCAAAAUCUUCCACGACCGCACCAGCGAGUGGGACCUCUACAAAGUCGUACUAUCCGAAGCCUACCUCCAAACCAACGCCGACAAAGUCACCGCCACCCCCAACCUGCUAAACUCCCGCGGGAUGGAGCUAGCAGUCCUCAAAAUCGGCGGUUUCGGGAUCAGUGGAAUCACCAACGAAAUCACUUAUUGUUUCUCAAGUGAAAGAAAAUGGAAACAUUUGACCACAAUCCCCCAUUUAGAACAAUGCAACUUCGGGACUGCGGUCCUCAACAACGAACUUUACAUAGUAGGGGGUUGCUUUAACCAAUCCCUCCAGGAAAACAUUCACCCGUUCGGGUUUAAAUAUAGCCCGAGGUACGACAAAUGGUCGACUAUGUCACCCAUGAACGUCGAGCGUUGUCGCUUUUCGUUGAACGUGUUGGGGAAUAUGCUAUACGCGGUAGGCGGAGCCAGCGAGAUCGACGAAUACGGGACGAGUACUUGCGAAUGUUACGACCCGGUGCUGGACGCUUGGUACAUGGUGGCGUCGCUCCCGGCGCACAUCACCCAACAUGCUGGUGCUAGCUAUGAGUUUAAUAUGGACGCGAAGUUGUUUAUUAGCGGCGGGAUGGAUCGGGAUUCCAUCCAGUCGGCUAUGUUUUGUUACAGCGUGACCGAGGAUAAGUGGGUGCCGUGCGCACCUAUGCUGAGAGCGAGAGCUGAUCACGUGAUGUUGUCCAUCGGUGACUACUUGUACGUUUGUGGGGGCUGGACGGAGGGCCCGGAUAGUCGCUCCCGAAUUUUGGUGGAUACUAUAGAUGCUUAUGAUGUUAAGAAUGAUAGGUGGGAGGUGGUCACGAGGGUCCCGACGCCGCGGUACCACGCCGGGAUUGUUUGUGUUGAUCAUAAGAUUUUUUUUAUUGGGGGGUUUUAUAGUGAUGAUAUGUUUGAUAAGAGUACCGCGGCCAUAGAGUUUUAUGAUAUUACGACUGAGUGUUGGACUGCGGAGGAGAAGUACCCGCAGGAUAUUUGGGAGCAUACGUGUGCCUCGUUGUUUAUCCCGAAGUGGAGGGAUGAUAUGCAGGAUAUGCAGGUCAUUGCGAAGACGGAGAGUUAGGUCGAUUUGGUUUUUUAUUAUAUUUUUAUAACUGUGUUUGGAUUUUUGAAGAAUAUAUAUUUAUUUUGUAUUUUGAA